Trichobilharzia regenti is the source of this 577-nucleotide messenger RNA. NCBI's taxonomy places the organism in Eukaryota, Metazoa, Platyhelminthes, Trematoda, Strigeidida, Schistosomatidae. The record is from the annotation of a GenBank genome assembly.
CAUGUACCCCAUGGUAACUGCUUUUAGUUUAACCACUAUCCAAACAACCUUCCUGACAUGGUAGGACCUGCAGGGACAGAGCCCCCCAGUCAGUUUAGCCUGUUGGGUCAUUACGGUAUUCAAGCCAGACCACCACGACAAGGUAGCAGUUAUCGGCCGAGCCUGUCACACUUGGUCGACACUGGACAUCGCAUCAACGUCAACACAGCUUUCUCGGUUAUAUACCGAAUUCCGAAGACGCUAUCACGUACAGUUCGCUUACGUCUGCUGCACAUAGCUGAAGCUGUUGCAAUAAGAUCGACUAAACCGGAACUUUGUAUCCAAAAUGAACACGUCCAGACGUUGUUUCUACCGUGGCCAACCUUGGAUUGAAGAUUUUUCUUCUCACCAAGAGUCCUCCUUACCCUUAACCCUCUUGGUUUUUUUUUCUUUACUUUUACUUUGCUUAUUAUUAUAAAUAUUAUUAUGAUAGUUAUUAUUAUUAUUCGUCAUAAUUUAUGCCCUUUAUGCGAACAUUCCCUCAAUACUAUCGAAUUUUUCAUUUAUACUAUCUGGACUUAUUAUUAGUGAUAUUAUC